Messenger RNA from Cutaneotrichosporon cavernicola, 1848 nucleotides. RefSeq lists its product as uncharacterized. Bases 1 to 1848 code for a protein of 615 amino acids. The transcript is spliced from 6 exons. The record is from RefSeq and is a predicted model, not a curated record. Gene Ontology annotation, molecular function: oxidoreductase activity; FMN binding; heme binding. Lineage: Eukaryota; Fungi; Basidiomycota; Tremellomycetes; Trichosporonales; Trichosporonaceae.
AUGUCCGGCAACAAGGUCAUUGUCGUCGGUGGUGGUCUCUCCGGCCUCUCGGCCGCCCACACUGUCCUCGAGCGUGGUGGCAACGUCGUCCUCCUCGACAAGAACAGCUUCAUGGGCGGCAACUCGACCAAGGCUACCUCUGGUAUCAACGGUGCCGGCACCCAGGCUCAGCAGGAGCUCAACAUCCCCGACAACGCCGCCAAGUUCUUUGCCGACACCAAGAAGUCGGCUCGCGACCUUGCCCGCGACGACCUCAUCCACGUCCUCACCUACCGCUCCGGCGACGCCGUCAACUGGCUCGUUGAGCGCUUCGGCCUUGACCUCUCCAAGGUCUCGCGUCUCGGUGGCCACUCUGAGCCCCGUACCCACCGUGGUGGCGCCCAGUUCCCCGGUAUGACGAUCACCUACGCCCUCAUGGAGAAGCUCGAGGACAUUGCCGCCGCCCACCCCGACCGUGCCGUCAUCCACAAGAAGACCAAGGUCACUGGCCUUAUCAAGGAGGGCGACCAGGUUGUCGGUGUUGAGUAUGAGAAGGGCGGCCAGAAGGGCAAGGAGUACGGUGUUGUCAUUCUUGCGACCGGCGGUUACGCUGCCGACUUCACAGAGGACUCGCUCCUCAAGAAGUACCGCCCCGAGUACUACGACCUCCCCACCACCAACGGUGACCACUGCACUGGUGACGGCCACAAGAUGGCCAUGGCCGCCGGCGCCAAGGGCAUCGACCUCGAGAAGGUCCAGGUUCACCCCACUGGUCUCGUUGACCCCAACGACCCCCAGGCCAAGGUCAAGUUCCUUGCUGCUGAGGCUCUCCGUGGUGUCGGCGGUCUUCUUCUCGACAACGAGGGCAACCGCUUCGUCGAUGAGCUCCAGCACCGUGACUUUGUCACCAACACCAUGUGGAAGCACAACAAGUUCCCCAUCCGCCUCGUCCUUAACGGCAAGGCGUCGAAGGAGAUUGAGUGGCACAUCAAGCACUACUCUGGCCGUGGCCUCAUGAAGCACUACAAGAACGGUGAGGAGCUCGCUAAGGCCAUCGGCUGCAGCCCCGCCGCCCUCAAGAAGACGUUCGACGAGCACAACCACUACGAGAAGAACCCCGGCACUGACCCCUUCAACAAGAAGUUCUUCGCCAACGGCCCCUGGUCCAUGGAUGACUCGUUCAACGUCGCCCUCAUGACCCCCGUCCUCCACUACACCAUGGGUGGUCUUGAGAUCGGCACCGACUCUGCCGUCCACGACUCGAACUCGGUCGGCAUCCCAGGCCUCUACGCCUGCGGUGAGCUUGCUGGUGGUGUUCACGGUGCCAACCGUCUCGGAGGCUCGUCGCUCCUCGGGUGUGUUGUCUUCGGCCGUGUCGCCGGUGGCUCCGCCUCGGCGUACCUCCUCUCGGAGCUCUCCAACGAGACCGCUGCCAACCGUCUCGGCACUGUCGGUGGUCACCUCUUCGAGACCAAGGUCACCGCCGACCCUGCCACCAAGUCGGUCACCCUCAACUUCUCGUUCGGCGGUGCCGGCGGCGCCCCCGCUGUCCAGGCUGCCCCUGUCGCUGCCCCUGUCGCCGCUGCUGCGCCCGCGACUGCGCCCGCCCCUGCUGCUGCGCCCGUGAAGAAGAGCGGCGAGUACACCGCCGAGGAGGUCGCCAAGCACAACAAGCCUGACGACUGCUGGGUCAUCAUUGGCGACGAGGUCCUCGACGUCACCGAGUUCCUGAACGAGCACCCCGGAGGCGCCAAGGCCAUCCUCCUGUAUGCCGGCCGUGAUGCGACUGAGGAGUUCGAGAUGGUGCACCCCGACGGCGUCAUUGCCAAGUACGCCCCCGAGGCAGUCAUUGGCAAGCUCAAGAAGUAA